Molecule: messenger RNA, 801 nt
Organism: Lolium rigidum
Lineage: Eukaryota; Viridiplantae; Streptophyta; Magnoliopsida; Poales; Poaceae
Product: expansin-A7
Exons: 3
Coding region: 1-801 (266 amino acids)
Biological process (GO): plant-type cell wall organization
Cellular component (GO): extracellular region
Source: RefSeq, a predicted model, not a curated record
AUGGCCGCCGCCACAAUGCCGUCGCUGCUCGCCUUCUCCGCCGUCCUCCUCGCGCUCCUCUCGUUCCCGGCCGCGGAGGCCCGCAUCCCGGGCGUGUACACCGGCGGCGGCUGGCAGAGCGCGCACGCCACCUUCUACGGCGGCAGCGACGCCUCCGGCACCAUGGGCGGCGCUUGCGGCUACGGCAACCUGUACAGCCAGGGCUACGGCGUGAACAACGCGGCGCUGAGCACGGCGCUGUUCAACUCGGGCCAGAGCUGCGGCGCCUGCUUCGAGAUCCGCUGCGUCAACCAGCCCGGCUGGGCCUACUGCCUCCCGGGGACGCCCUCCAUCCUCGUCACCGCCACCAACUUCUGCCCGCCAAACUACGCGCUGCCCUCCGACGACGGCGGCUGGUGCAACCCGCCGAGGCCGCACUUCGACCUCGCCAUGCCCAUGUUCCUCCACAUGGCGCAGUACCGCGCCGGCAUUGUCCCCGUCACCUACCGCCGGGUGCCGUGCAGGAAGUCCGGCGGCGUCCGCUUCACCGUCAACGGCUUCCGGUACUUCAACCUGGUGCUGAUCACCAACGUGGCGGGCGCCGGCGACGUGGUGCGCGCGAGCGUGAAGGGGUCCAGCACCGGGUGGAUGCCCAUGUCCCGCAACUGGGGCCAGAACUGGCAGUCCAACUCCAUCCUCGUCGGCCAGGCACUCUCCUUCCGCGUCACCACCAGCGACCGCCGCACCUCCACCUCGUGGAACGCCGCGCCGCAGAACUGGCGCUUCGGGCAGACCUUCGAGGGAAAGAACUUCAGGGUCUGA